AUGUCUUCGUACACAGCAAUCUCUGUUUUCCUGUUCUAUUUCUUUAUCUCCAGUAACUUCAUCAGUUCCUUCUUUAUAUUCAUACCUGUCCUUACCGCAUGCACUGGAGCUCUCUUCCUUUGGCACAUUAUCAUUGUCACCUUCAAUUUUAAUCUCUUAAAUCUGCUGAGGACUCAUGAGUACAAACACAAAUUAUUGAUUAUCUUGGAUCCUAGUUACAAGGGCACUGACGCUAUAGAAACUAUAGGAAAAGAAUAUGGUGGUGUUUUAGAAAUGUGCAAAAAACUUUAUACUUCACCAAGUGAAGGUUUAUCUGGAAACCCAUAUGAUUUAGAACAUCGUCGACAAGUAUUUGGUUCCAACGUUAUACCCCCCAAACCACCAAAAUCUUUUUUACAACUUGUUUGGGAAGCAUUACAAGAUGUCACACUUAUAAUUUUAUUAGUAGCUGCUCUAAUAUCAUUAGCACUAUCAUUUUAUAAAGUACCUCCAGACCCAGAUGCAGAAGAUGAAGAAAAAGAAUCUGCUGAUGAAGCUGGAUGGAUAGAAGGUUUAGCCAUCUUAAUAGCUGUCAUUGUAGUUGUAUUAGUAACUGCCUUUAACGAUUGGCGGAAAGAGAAACAAUUCAGGGGAUUACAGAGCAAAAUUGAGCAUGAACAUAAGUUUUCUACCAUCCGUGCUGCCGAAGUCAUUGAGAUUCCUGUUGGUGAACUUGUUGUGGGUGAUAUCUGCCUGGUUAGGUACGGUGAUUUGCUUCCCUCAGAUGGAAUCAUUAUACAGAGUAAUGAUUUAAAAGUCGAUGAGAGUUCAUUGACUGGUGAAUCUGAUCAUGUGAAAAAAGGUGUUGAUAAUGACCCAGUUCUUUUAUCUGGAACUCAUGUUAUGGAAGGAAGUGGCAAGAUGCUUGUAACUGCAGUAGGAGUCAAUUCUCAGACUGGCAUCAUUUUUGCCCUGCUUGGUGCAUCUAAUAUUGACCAAAAAGAGAAAAAGAAAAAGAAGAAGGGUGAAGAAGGAGGGCUGCAGUCUAAUCCACCUGGACAAACUGUACCAUUGCUUGCUAUUGAGCCAGAGGGGACGAUUGACUCUGAUUCAGCACCAAGUAACGUUGCUACAGGCAACUCACACAACGUUCUAAAUACCAAUGAACACAAAGCUGGCAGUAAUAAGAAGACAGUUGAUAACCAAAAGGAAGGCAAAUCAGACAAAUCAGACAAUCCUGAGAAAAAAGACGAGGAGGUUAAAAAGAAAGUCACUCGUAAAGAAAAAUCUGUUUUGCAAUCCAAACUGACAAGGCUGGCCAUCCAGAUAGGAUAUGCUGGCACAGCUAUCGCAGUCCUGACAGUUGUUAUCCUUAUCAUGAAAUUCUGCAUCAAUGAAUUUGCUGUGAAAAAAGAAACUUGGACAUCUGAGAAAACUACGUUAUAUUUAGAUCUUUUUGUAAAAUAUUUCAUUAUUGGUGUCACUGUUUUAGUGGUAGCUGUUCCUGAAGGUCUACCACUCGCUGUUACACUGGCACUGGCUUAUUCUGUUAGGAAAAUGAUGUACGACAACAAUUUAGUACGGCAUUUGGAUGCUUGUGAAACCAUGGGAAAUGCUACAGCAAUUUGUUCUGACAAAACUGGUACAUUAACCACAAAUAGAAUGACUGUUGUAGAGAGUUAUAUUGGAGGUGUUCACUAUAAACAGACACCAUCAUUUAACAGUAUUGAAGCAGGGAUAGGACGCCUUUUAGUCCAUGCCAUUGCAAUUAAUAGCGGGUAUACAUCUAAAGUCAUUCCAAGUAAAGAUUCAUCAACUUUACCAACCCAGCUUGGAAAUAAGACAGAAUGUUCACUGCUGGGAUUUGUGUUGGAUUUGGGUCAAGAUUAUGAAAGCCUCAGAGAAGAAACACCAGUCGACAAGUUCCACAGAGUUUAUACUUUCAAUUCUGUACGGAAAUCUAUGACAACUGUCUUAAAACUAGAAGACAGUUUCCGGAUGUUCACUAAAGGAGCCUCAGAAAUUGUUCUGAAAAAGUGUGAGUUCAUUCUUGGUAAUGAUGGUAAGCCGAAGCCAUUUACAGUUGAAGACCAAGAAAAUAUGGUUGCAAAUGUGAUUGAACCAAUGGCAAAUUUUGGAUUAAGAACUCUGUGCCUCGCAUAUAAGGACUUUGUCAAAGGAACUCCUAAAGAAAAUGAAAUCCAAUUUGAUGAAGAACCAUUGUGGGAUAGAGAAGAUGAAAUAAUUCGUGGACUUACAUGUAUUGCAGUUGUAGGUAUUGAAGAUCCUGUGCGAAAUGAGGUCCCUGCUGCUAUAAAAAAAUGUCAGCUUGCUGGAAUCACUGUUCGAAUGGUUACAGGUGACAAUGUUAACACUGCACGAUCAAUUGCAGCCAAGUGUGGCAUCCUGCGCCCUGGUGAUGACUUUUUGGUUCUAGAAGGAAGAGAGUUUAACCGAAGGAUUAGAGACCCAGCCACUGGAGAGGUUAAACAGGAACUUUUUGAUGAAGUCUGGCCAAAUCUCAGAGUGUUAGCUCGUUCAUCCCCUCAAGAUAAAUAUACCUUAGUCAAAGGUAUCAUUGACAGUAGAGUUUCUGAGAACAGAGAGGUAGUUGCUGUCACAGGGGAUGGAACAAAUGAUGGACCAGCUCUGAAAAAAGCUGAUGUUGGAUUUGCUAUGGGUAUAUCUGGAACAGAUGUGGCAAAAGAGGCUUCUGACAUCAUCCUGACUGAUGAUAAUUUCACUAGUAUUGUAAAGGCUGUGAUGUGGGGCAGGAAUGUCUAUGACAGUAUUGCCAAGUUCCUACAAUUUCAGCUUACAGUCAACGUUGUAGCUGUAUUAGUUGCUUUCUUUGGUGCCUGUGCUAUAAAUGACAGUCCCUUGAAAGCUAUCCAGAUGUUGUGGGUGAAUCUUAUUAUGGAUACCUUGGCUUCCCUUGCUCUGGCAACAGAAUUGCCAAGUGAAGAAUUGCUGAGGAGAAAACCUUAUGGAAGAACUAAAGCCCUUAUUUCUAGAACCAUGAUGAAAAAUAUUAUAGGUCAUGCUAUAUACCAAUUAGUUGUUAUUUUUGUACUGCUUUUUGCAGGUGCUGAACUUAUGGACAUUGACAGCGGCCGAAUAGAUGAGACACAAAAACACCCACCUCCUUCUCAACAUUUCACCAUCAUUUUCAACACAUUUGUCAUGAUGACAUUAUUCAAUGAGAUUAAUUCUCGUAAAAUUCAUGGACAACGUAACAUUUUAUCGGGCCUUAGAAGAAAUCCUGUGUUUUGUGGAAUAUGGAUAGGAACAUUAAUAUCACAGAUUAUUAUUAUUGAAUUGGGAGGUUUUGCAUUUAGUACCAAAGGAUUGAGUUUGGACCAAUGGUUGUGGUGUUUACUCCUGGGAAUUGGUGCACUCCUUUGGGGACAGAUCAUCACUACCAUCCCUACACACAGACUUCCCCACAUAUGUACAUGGGGAACAACAUCCCAGACACAACUGGACAUGGAUGAAGUAGACGUAGGAAAAAUAGAUUCCUCGCCGAUGGCAGAUGACCAUGUUGGCAGGCGAGGUCAGAUACUUUGGGUUCGAGGUCUCACACGACUCCAGCAACAGAUUCGUGUUGUUAAUGCUUUCCGCAUGGCAUUAGACACGCGUUAUGACGGGCGUAGCCUGUCUUCGAACUAUAGUUCCCAAUCACUUGAAAACCUUAGGAUGAGGUACAAAUUUCCAGCCAGCCCGCGCACCGAUGGGUCUGCUAGCACCAACCAAACCGUAGACACAUCAAUUUGA
Molecule: messenger RNA, 3753 nt
Organism: Acanthosepion pharaonis
Lineage: Eukaryota; Metazoa; Mollusca; Cephalopoda; Sepiida; Sepiidae
Source: the annotation of a GenBank genome assembly